AGUCGUUAUGGCGUCGCACCGAACGAGAAUGGGAUUUUUCAGCUGCCGCAUGUAUUGCAAUUUACCAGUCAUGUUACACGUUCUUUUGUAGUUAAAUAUACACAUGCAAAUGAAGGAAGAAGAUAAUAUACCCGGAACGGUCAAUGGCACUGUUAUGGAGCGAAAAAAAGGUGGUGUCGAAGAUAGCAGGGGUUGUACGGACACACAGGUCUACGAAGCGGGAUCUAAUCAAGCUGCAGGUCGUGGCGACCGCAAUGGUACAGGAAACCGUGUCGGAACGGGGAUACGCGUUCUAAAGCGGAACAUGAAGAGGAAUGGGAGYAGAGGAUGUGUUACCAGGAAGACCCGCUUUGGAUCGCGGGAGCGGGACUGGCUGAAGGGGGAUGCCCAGCGGGGCUGUGUGUGUCUGUACGGGAGAACAGUUGACCCCCAGCCCCCAGCCUCGGGCCCACAGACCUCCUCCACGCUCCAGGCAGACCUGCGGCUGGUGUUAUGCUCCACCACUACCACGGUGGAGGAGCUGUGUGCCCAGAGAGAAGUAGAGGGACUAUACCUGCAGCUCCAUGGAGACCUGCUCAGGAGGCUGGACCCCUCUGAGCGCCCUCUCCAGAUGGUGUAUGACUACCUGGCUGCUAUAGGCUACCAGGACCCUCUGCGGGUUCAGAGAGAGGCGGCCAACUCGGACCUCAGCUGCAUGAUCCGCUUCUACAGUGAGUGUCCAAUGAACGCAGACCAGCAGGAGCGAACCCUGCUGACGGGCGUGUUCAGCGUCAGGAAGGGGAAGACCCAGCUGCACAAGUGGGCAGAGCGCCAGGUCCUCCUGUGUGGCACCUGUCUGAUUGUGGCCUCCGUCAAAGACAGCCUGACGGGGAAGAUGCACAUCCUGCCCCUGGUGGGGGGAAAGGUGGAGGAGGUGAAGAGGAGACAGCACUGUCUGAUGUUCAGCUCAGCCGGACCUCAGGCCCAGACAUACUUUGUUAACUUCGACACACUGGCAGACUAUCAGAGGUGGCAUCGGCAGGCUUCAAAAGUGGUUUCUCAGACCAUCAGCCUGGUGGAUCUGUCAUGCUACAGUCUGGAGGAGGUGCCAGAGUACCUGUUCUACAGCCAGGACCUCACCCAUCUCAACCUCCGACACAACUUCAUGUCCCUGCAGGGCCCCGGAGGCCUGCUCAACCUCCCCAGGUUUUCCCAGCUGAAGAGCCUGAACCUUUCGCAUAACCGCCUGGGAGUGUUUCCAGAGUCUGUCUGUGAGAUCCUCACCCUGACAGAGCUCAACCUCUCCUGUAACGGCAUGAACACUGUCCCCGCACAGAUAGGCAACCUCCAGAGUCUGCAGACCCUGUCUCUGGAUGGGAAUCAGUUGAGCUUCCUUCCUGAAGAGCUUGGCGGCCUAGCUCAGCUCAGCAGCCUGGGGCUUUCCUUCAACAACUUCCCCCACAUCCCUGGUGUGCUGGAUAGGCUGAGUGGCAUGGACAGGUUAGCCAUGGCUGGGAACAGGGUGGAGACCCUGGAGCUGGGGAUCCUUGCCAGGAUGAGCCACCUCAAGAACAUCGACCUGCGGCUGAACGGUCUGCGCUGGGUGAAGAGUGAGGCCCUGGAGGCAGUGAAGCAGGUGACCCAGCUAGACCUGAGGGACAACCACUUGGCCACCCUGGACCUGAGCUCCAUCUGCAGCCUGGAAACCCUGCACUGUCAGAGAAACCAGCUGAGGGCCCUAACACUGAGUGGCUUCACCCUGCGCACACUCCACGCCAGCAGCAACCGCCUGACCACAGUCAACAUCUACCCAGUACCCAACCAGCUGACACAGAUGGACCUAUCACGGAACCUGCUGGAGUACCUACCUGACUGGGUGUGUGACAGUAGAAAGGUGGAGGUGCUGGACGUUACACACAACUUUCUGUCUGAACUACCAGCCAGACUGCUCAGCAGCCUGAGUCUGAGGAAGCUGCUGGCUGGGAACAAUAGGCUCCAGAGACUGCCUGACCUACUUGACCACGUCCCCCUGGAAGUACUCGACCUCCAGCACAACAAGCUAGGCGAGCUCCCAGAGAGCCUCUUCUACAAGGCCUUAAACCUAAAGUACCUGAACGUGUCAGCUAAUGCCCUGGAGACAAUUCCCCCCAGCAGCCAAUCAGAGGAGAGCCUCAGCACUCUCCAGGAACUGUACCUGACGGGGAACAAACUGAAUGAGAACUGCGCUGCUCUGCUGGUCGGACACCAGAACCUCCGAGUCCUGCACAUGGCCUACAACCAGUUGCUCUCUUUCCCUGCCAGUAAACUGAGUAAACUGGAGCUGCUGGAGGAGCUGAAUCUGAGUGGCAACAAACUGAAGACCAUCCCCUCCACUGUGUCCAGCUGUAAGAGGCUACACACCCUCAUAGCACACUCCAACCACAUCAGUGUGUUCCCCGAGAUCCUCAACCUGCCAGAGAUCAAGCUGGUGGACUUGAGCUGUAAUGAGCUGACUGAGAUCCUACUGCCAGACUCUCUAACGGCCACCCUGCACGAACUGGACCUGACUGGCAACAGCAGCCUCAUGCUGGAGCACAAAACACUCAACCUGUUCAGUCACAUCACCACCCUGAAGCUGGACCAGAAGCCAGCCAUGACCACCGGGGACUCCCURGGCUCCUCCACCCUGUGGAACCACGGCUACUCUGAGAUGAGCGGACAGAGGAACAAGUUGUGUGUGUCUGUGCUGGCAGUGGACCGCUUUGGGGAUAGUGUUGAGGCGGCCUAUGGCGUCUUCGACGGAGACCGCAAUGAGGAAGUUCCUCGUCUGCUGCAGUGCACCAUGGGAGAUGUGCUGUCGGAGGAGCUGCUGCAUUCCAGUGUGGACAGUGUGUACAUGAGUAACACCUUCCUCACCUCACACAGGAAACUUGGCAUGGCUGGUCAGAAGCUGGGUGCAUCUGCCCUGCUCUGCUACAUCCACCACGAGCCGUCGGAGCUGGGCAGCUACUUCAGCCUGACGGUGGCCAACGUGGGCAGCUGCCAGGCGGUGCUGUGUCGAGACGGCCAGCCCCUGCCCCUCUCCAAGGUCUUCAGCCUGGAGCAGAGCACYGAAGAGAUGGACAGGGUCAAACUCAGCAAGGCGAUCAUCACUGAGGAUAACAAGGUGAGUGGAGUGACAUGCUGCUCUCGUCUGCUGGGAUGCUCUUAUCUGUCUCCCUGGGUGCUGCCCAAGCCCUGGGUGCGCACCGAGCCCCUGUGUUCCCAAGAUGAGUUCUUGAUCCUGGGGAACCGGGCGCUGUUUGAGAGGGUGUCCUACCAGGAGGCCGUKUGCACUGUGCAGGCCGUGAGGGACCCCCGCGCUGCUGCCAAGAAGCUCUGCACGCUGGCCCAGAGCUACGGCUGUCGGGACAAUGUGGGGGCGGUGGUGGUGUCCCUGCACAUCGGGGAGGACAGCUGUACCUGUGAGCCCCCUCACGCCAGUACUGGUACUGAACCCCGUGGACCCCCUCCAACACCCCUCCCCGUCACUGCUCCCCCAGGGGACCCGGCCACGCCCUCCUCCAGCAGUGGCAUCGCCUCAGAGUUCAACAGCGAGACUUCGGCCUCGGAGGUGGGGAGUGAGGCGGGCUCCACGGCCUCUGACGAGCACCCCUCCUCUGGCCCCACGGCCCGACCUGAGAGGCGCUGUAGCCUCCACCCUGCAGCCACGCUCUGUGCCCCCGCGGGAACCGGCUCAGCUGGGGUAGGGGGGCCCCACCCAGUCCUGUUCCAGCGCCAGCCCUCCUGUGCCACCUUCUCCAGUAACCAGUCUGACAACGGGCUGGACAGUGAUGACGAGGCUCCACUAGAGGGGGUCAUCUCCAACGGGAGCAAGCUGGAGGUGGAGGUGGACAUCCACUGCUGUGCUUUCCAGAUCCGCUCUGGGCCCCCCGCGAGCCACAAGGACCACAACCUGGACAAGACGCGCUCAGACUACCCCAACGGAAAGAUGCGUCGUCAGAACAGCGUGGUGGUGUCAGCCACUAACGGCUGCCUGCUGGCUGUGUGUGGCAGGGAGAUCUCCGACCUGAAGAAGUCCCCCUCCACCUGCAGCCUCUUUGGGAAGAAGCUCUCCAACGGCUCCGUGGUGGCCCCGGAAGAUAGCCACAACCUCAUCGAGGUAGCCGUGGAGGCCCCUAAGAAGAAGUCGGGUUACUUCACUGCUCCUGCCCAGCAGGACCCCGAGGACCAGCUGGUAGUGCCUCCCAGUCUAGAGCAGGAUGUUAGGGAACAGCUGAGGGGCCAGAGCCCUAUGGUCCCAGGACCUCCACCUCCUUUCACACCCCCCUCCAUCAGAGACCCUGUGUGGGACCACCCCCACCCCCCUGCUCCCAUGCUGCCCCAGCGGGACCUCGCCCCCAACCCUAUCCCUGCCCUACAGCAGGAAGUCUAUGAUACUGCCCUCUAGAGGGGGCCAGAGCACAGCGCCACCCUGUGGUUGUCCUGUGACAGUGCCAUACCAGGGGGGCAGAGGAGGUCUCUCUGGCACAGGUGGGAUAUUCCAGUUCAAGUUUCCAUUCAGCUCUGUCAUGAAGACAUGUGGGGCCUUGACUGUUCACACAUGAAUGCGUUACGUCACGUUAGACGUAGAGAGGUACUUAGCUAACUGUCUGAUGAACCUGGUGGAACUGUCUGAGUAUCAGAGCUGAACAGGCACUAAAGUCACUAACCAUGAAAAUAGGUUGUGAAAAGAAGGGGGCCACCAGAGGCCAAAAUACCCCAGCCUGAACUAGAAUACCUCAUGCUUUUUAGACUGCAAAACUUGUUUGCAACAUUUCCCUUUACUUGAAAGGAAGGUCAAAUAGUGAAAUGGUAGAAUAAUCCAUUUGAGUGUGUUAUCAUUCCAUUGCUGRGGGCUCCAGGGGUUCCUAGAUCCCAGGGACAAGUCCUGUGACCAAAAGGUGAAAAAGUGCCUACUGUAGAUGACUCAGCCCCAGAUGUCCCUGCCUCCCUGCCUGUGUGUGUAUGGAGGGGGGAGGGGACACACAUCAGUAUUAACCCUGGAAUAGGACAUCACUGUGUGACAGCGUCCUCCAGGGGCCACCAAUGGUACAGCCACUUCUCGCUGUCUGUCUGUCUGUCUGUCUGUCUGUCUGUCUGUCUGUCUGUCUCGUACUUUAUCUCCCUCUCUAACCUGUUGACUGCACAAUGGCAGCCGACAUGGCUGGCAGGACUGGAAACUGGGCUGACUGGCCCUUACUCUGUGGUACAAGGAUUCAGACUGUGUAUGYUAGAGGCAGGUAGGAACAUAACAGCAGGCGAUUUAAAAAAAACUAAUUUAAUUUUUAUUUACUAAAAAAACUAAGAUGUGACCCUUUCUAUCUACACCAUAAUCCUCUAUAUGGGACAUACAGUUAGUAUCUAUAUACACAUUUAGUCUGAGCAGUAUAGUGCAGAACCACAUAGUGGUGUAAUCACAUGGCCUGCUUGGCCUAGUCCUAGCAUCAGGAUGUGUAUCCAUUUGGAAACCAUUGAAGCCUUGCUGGGAGGAAUAAUACAGAAAAUAAUGUUCAAAAAUAGCAUCAAGCUCUCAAGAAAAGGCAAACGCAAAAUAACAUAACAUAACAGUGCAUUGCUCACCUGUACAGAAYCAAUAUGGCAUACUGCUUCAAAACCAUUAUUGUAACACUGUAUCCGUGACAGUGCAUGGUCAGCAAAUUUUGACAGAAAAAGUUGUUAUAUUAAUUGUUUUAUGGGCAACAUGAGUGGUGACAAUGAAGACGAAACAAUUGUUCACGGUGUUCAUAUCUCRAAGACGCUACAAUGCACACUAGAUACUGUACAGUAAUCAUUACAAAUGAUGGGUGAAAAAACAUGUUCUUCAACAUGAGUUCCUCACAUUAUUAGAGUGCCAUCAUUUAAGGAGUCCAGAUACUGUGAGGUGUGUAGCCCCUUUUUCUUUYGUUUUUCUAGUUUUACGCUUGUUGUACCCAGGAAAUUGUGCAAAAUCUCUCCAGUGACCAACGUAUCGAAAGUGUUUUAAGAUUUGAGAAUCAUUCUGUUCCCAUCAUUCCAUUAGCUUCACAGUCAACUAAACAAAAUAUCCAUGAGUAGUGUACUAAAAUGAGGAUGUAACAUGGUAUAUUAUUUUACAUGUAAAGUAUGCAUGUUGUGAAAGUCUAUUUUAGCCAUGCAGUUUGCAUAAUUCCUUUGGAGCCUAUAGAUAGAGCUGGUUGAUGUUCUUCAUUUUAAGUCAGUGACCGGCAAGAGAAAGAGUAAAAAUAAUUGAAAUAAUUAGAUAUUUCAUUCUCAUAGAUCUACUGACAGAUUCAAUAGGGGUUUGUGGGACAUCUGGUGGUGAUAACUAUGAAUUGCCUCAAAUGUUAGUCCUAUAUCAGUGAAUAUCACCAGUAUACUGUACCACUGCUACCACCUACUGUAUAACAGAUUCAGAAUAAGCACAGUGUGUUUUUGUUGGCAGGACAGAAAAGCUCAUUGUUGUCUUGGUGACAAUAAGGGCUGGUUUGAGUAAGAGGGGUGGUGUGAAGCUCACAUGAGUGGCAACACCAAACCAUUUCAACAGGUGGGUGGAUGACUGGAUGGGGUAUUGUGAAGGAACAACGUUUCAAGAGGUAUGUAGGACACCUGACCUAAUGCUGAGGAGGAUGUCAUCUUACUCUUCUUUCAGUGUGGAGACAAGCCUUUGUCUGUUCCAUAUGUUUCUAAGCUGUCAGAGGACCCUUGGUUAAUACCAUCCAACCAAUGAGGGAAACGGGUUUAUCAGAUUACGUUUAUGUGGAAUUUUAGCAAAAAUAUACAAUACUCUUAUCUACAAAUCAACUCACCAGAGCUAAUGAUCUCAUCCAUCUCAAAUGUGUGUCCUGGGAUAAUGACAUGAUGCAGAUGUGGGUUAAAGUAUCGACUGUAUUUGACACACAAAACAAAAAACACAGGUAUUCUUAUGUAUAGGGCCAAUGAGACAUUUAACUUAUACAUUACAUAUGCAGCUCACUGGAUAAUGAAGUGAUGACAUCACAAUGAGCAAAGUACUUUUGUGUCCCGAGAAGAGUGAAAAAACUAAAGUAUUGAGUGUAAGCCAUUUGUUUUGCAUCAGAAUUUGAGUUCAGACUUUAUUUGGGGCAUUUGAUAAUGGUUUUAGUGUUGCUGAGGUAUGGAGUGGUCCACAGUAUGGCCCUGGCUUUUAUCUAGCACAGACAUUGUGAAAUAUGUCCGUCAUGGACAUUGCUUUGAAUAAAGGCAUCUGCAUAAUAUGGGUCAGUUGACUGUGAAUAUGACAUUUCUAUAAAGUUGCACUUGUGCUCCAGCAAUGUUAAAGGAUAGUAUACCGCUAAUUGACUCAUCAUUGAUAUAACAAAGCUGCAGACCAAAAUCUACCCCCCUUCCCCUUUGUGCCAAACUGCCUAACUCUAACCCAUUUUAGAGAGAACAACUUUCUGACUUAGUAAGAGAGGGCUUGUGGUCUGACAAGAGAAUGACCGGGAUGUGUUCCUAGAUGCCACUGUGAAAAGGCUAGUGGCAUGGUUGUAAUACUUACCAUAGCUGCUUAGCUAGCUACAACCCUCUCUAUGCUUGUUCAUAGCCUUAAUGCAGCGCUGCCAGUCCUAAUGAUGAUGGGGACUGUCUUUUUCUGUUGGUUUUAUUUCCUUUAGCUGAGCUGGUUUUGCCCUUUGACCUUACGUGGCAAGGUCAGGAGCAUAUAACACGCCAAUAUUUUGCAUUCUUUUCUCCAAAUUGCAGAGGGAGCAAGGCAACGUUUCAAGCCAGUAGAACAAGGAUUGGGACCAGAGGGGUGGAUUCUAAAGGUUUMGUAGAACUGGCWGUAUUUUAGAUGCUCAAAAACCUCACAGCGGCUUCGAAAUGGCUAUUUACUUCAUUCUUAACGUUCUAGACUGGAAUGAUUGGUGAAUUUGCCUUUCUUAAGCUUGCUUGCUUAUAAUAUAAGAUGUAUUACAUACAAUUGAAGUCGGAAGUUUACAUACACCUUAGCCAAAUACAUUUAAACUCAGUUUUUCACAAUU
This is a messenger RNA of Salvelinus sp. IW2-2015, 7979 nucleotides long. Its product is annotated as PH domain leucine-rich repeat-containing protein phosphatase 2-like. The record is from RefSeq and is a predicted model, not a curated record. NCBI's taxonomy places the organism in Eukaryota, Metazoa, Chordata, Actinopteri, Salmoniformes, Salmonidae. Gene Ontology annotation, molecular function: protein binding.